AUGAUCCCAGUCGAGGUUCUUCCUCCAAAUGUCACCUGUGCUGGGCCAAUCAUUCUGUCGGGGCCACCAGCUGAUCAACAAGAUCCUGGAACUGCAGCUUGGCUCAAGAAAGCUCCUACAGUGCUCAUUAAUCUCGGCAGUAAUCUUGCUGUAGGUCAUGAAGAAUACGAGAAUGCACGUGUAGCUAAUGCUUGGCAGUAUGACGAAAGUCGUGCUGGAGUCAUGGCGACCUCCAUCGCAGCGUUACUAUCCACUACUGAUUACCAGGUCCUAUGGAAAUUCAAUAAGCUGGGAGACUUCUCUGAUGAACUUUUGGUGAACUUGAAGCCCUACCUCGACAACGAGCGACUAAAGAUGCCAAGUUGGCUUAUGGCAGACCCGGCGUCACUUCUCGAGACCGGGAACAUUGUUACUUCAGUACAUCAUGGUGGUUCGAACUGCUAUCACGAAGCCCUUGCAGCCGGUGUCACGCAAGUAGUACUUCCCUUGUGGGCAGACCUCUACAACUAUGCUGCUCUAGCUGAGACAAGAGGCAUUGGGGUUUGGGGUUGCAAGGAUUCAACGCCCAACUGGACGAGUGAGUGCUUGCUGGAUGCCUUCAUGAAAGGAAUAGAUGGUUGUGGUGAGAGUUUCUUACAAAGACGAGCAAAAUGGCUGGGUGAUAGGAUCAAGGCAGGGAAGAAGGGGCGUGAUGUUGCAGCUGACGAGAUUGCCAAACUGGCAUACGUGAGAUGA
Fusarium musae is the source of this 735-nucleotide messenger RNA. RefSeq lists its product as uncharacterized. Lineage: Eukaryota; Fungi; Ascomycota; Sordariomycetes; Hypocreales; Nectriaceae. Gene Ontology annotation, molecular function: UDP-glycosyltransferase activity. Bases 1 to 735 code for a protein of 244 amino acids. The transcript has 2 exons. The record is from RefSeq and is a predicted model, not a curated record.